This is a messenger RNA of Pseudonaja textilis, 3973 nucleotides long. It is a transcript of the gene LARP4, whose product is annotated as La ribonucleoprotein 4. Gene Ontology annotation, biological process: positive regulation of translation. NCBI's taxonomy places the organism in Eukaryota, Metazoa, Chordata, Lepidosauria, Squamata, Elapidae. Gene Ontology annotation, cellular component: cytosol; cytoplasmic stress granule. Gene Ontology annotation, molecular function: mRNA 3'-UTR binding. The record is from RefSeq and is a predicted model, not a curated record.
GCUGCUGCUGGGGCUCGGCCCUGGUGGUGAAUGGAGCGAUAGCGGCGGCAGGAAGGAGAAGGAGGCCGGAGGAGGCGGAGUUCUCGUCUUUUUGCGCGGAGUCAGGCUUUCGUUGCCGGCAGUGGUGGAGGAAGACGACCUCGGCGACUCGCCUCGGGGGCUUCGGUCGGGGUCGGGAGGGUCAAAGACUGGCCGGGGGGGAGGCUGGAGGAAAAAGAUGCUGCUCUUCAUGGAGGGGAUGGUACUAAAACUACUCCUUGAUGCUAGAGAGACUCCAGAAGGCUAGACUCUGGAAAUUCAACUUCCUUAUUCUCUGGCUUGUGCUUCUCUGUGGCAAGAUGCAGGUAACCUCGAAAGGUGCCAGCUUAAAUCCUAAUGCAAAGGUAUGGCAAGAAAGCAUGGAGGGAAACCCAGAAGCUGCAGCAGUAACUAACGGCACUGAGCAAUCAUGGCAAGAGGCAGCAGCUGUGCAGGGUAAUUGUACGGAAGGCAAUACUGAGGCUGCAGAGGAUUGUACUAAACAAUAUGAAGCAAUGUAUUCAUCUUGUGAAUUGUCAAGAAACAGUUCAUGUGCUGAGGAAUCAGCUGCUAAUGGUCUGGUCUUAGCACAUGAGGAACUUGGAUAUCCACUCUAUGAUGUUUCGGGUGAAAGCAACCCUGUCAUUUCUACAGAAGAUUUAAAAGAAUGCUUGAAGAAACAAUUAGAGUUUUGUUUUUCACGUGAGAAUCUAUCCAAGGAUCUUUACUUGAUGUCUCAAAUGGACAGUGAUCAAUUUAUUCCAAUAUGGACUAUUGCCAAUAUGGAAGGAAUUAAGAAACUGACAACCAAUAUGGAUCUUAUUGUGGAAGUACUAAGAGCUUCUCCUAUAGUCCAAGUGGAUGAGCAAGGAGAGAAAGUUAGACCAAAUCAUAAACGUUGCAUUAUUAUACUUCGUGAGAUCCCUGAAACCACACCAGUAGAGGAGGUAAAAGCACUGUUUAAGAAUGAAAGCUGUCCCAAAGUUAUAAGUUGUGAAUUUGCUCACAAUAACAACUGGUACGUUACAUUCCAGUCAGAUACUGAUGCGCAGCAGGCUUUUAAAUAUUUACGGGAAGAAGUUAAAACCUUUCAGGGCAAGCCAAUAAUGGCCAGGAUAAAAGCCAUCAACACAUUUUUUGCAAAGAAUGGUUACCGGGUAGUGGAUUCCAGUGUUUAUGUUCAACCGGUUCAAACACAAGCACAGUUUGCCUCACCACUGUUCAUGCAGCCUAUAUACAGUCCUCAACAGUACUCCAUCUAUAGUAUUGUGCCUCAGACAUGGUCUCCAAACCCUGCACCUUAUUUUGAAACACCCCUGGCUCCGUUUCCGAAUGGUGGAUUUCUGAACGGCUUCAGUUCACCAAGUUCAUACAAGACAAACACUGCAGCAUUGAGUAUAGGUCGCCCAUUCCUUAGAAAUCGUAUGAAGUCUCAUUUCCGGUUGACAAAUAGCUCAGAACACUCAUCAGAAGGACCCUCCACACACAGUGCUGUUUCAGUAGGUGAUGGACACUUGCAUAGAACCACUUUACGGAAUUUUCAGCCAGAGCGGCAAACAAGUACACUAUCAGGACAUCAAGAGCCAAGCUACACACAGAAGGAGCCUCAAAUUACUCACGUAGAACAAAAUGGUGAUUAUGGCAUGGGAAGAGGCAGAAGAAACAUUUUCAGAGGUCGGAGGAGACGGGAAGAUGACAGGCUAUCACGACCUCAGGCUUCAGUUGAAACCAAGACUUUGACACCAAAGUUUGACUUGCUAGCCUCAAAUUUCCCUCCAUUACCGGGCAGCAUGAUAAAAACACAAGGAGAUCCUGUUCUGGAGAAUAGGAUGUCAGAUAUAGUUAAAGGAAUAAGCAAAGAAAAGGAAAACAAAGAUUUGACAGUUAGUUGUCUAACAUCCACUCAGGAAGAGCAGCAGGGCCAAAGUGUUGUUCAGCCUGUCACGAAUGCCAGUUCUCCCUAUGGGAUUGAUCUUCCGGGAUUAAGUGCCACUCAGCAAGAGAAAAAACUAGAUGUUCAUGUGCAUAAGGAGGCUGCAAGUCAGACUUCCCCACCUUCAUCUGUAUGCCCCCCCAGUACUGUAAAAUCACCCAGGACAAAUACCACUUCAUCCACAACCAAUGCAAACCCAAUGCCUGCUGUAGUGAUACAGGAACCUCGGAAGCUCAGUUAUGCUGAGGUCUGUCAGAAACCUCCAAAAGAAGUACCUUCUGUUCCUGCUCAGCCACUUAGGGAGCUGCGUUCUAAUGUAACCUCCCCUGCAAAAACAGAAGAAAAUGGCACCCAUGAGAAGGCUGGAGAGAAGACACAUGAAAAGUCAGAAGGACGGGUGAAUGACUUGGCUGUUUUCAGAGGCAAUGGGCCUCCCAAAGGAGCUGCAGGAAAAAUCAGGGAACAGAGGCGCCAAUGUGGACGUAGGUCUUCUCCUCAGGGAGCGCCUCGGCGAGUUGGCAAGGAACAGUAUAUGCCACCGCGAUCACCAAAGGAAAAUUGAUCAAACUUUUUAUUUAAUCAGAACUGUGAAUUAAAGAGCAGUAGAGGAGAAACUGGCCAGCUCAAGAGAGAUAUCAAUAUAGGAAAAGUGGACAAUAAAUUGAAGAGCACAGGGUUUGCAAUGUGAGAGAGCUUAAAGGGAUCCCAAUAUUCAUCUCGAAGUGAUACAAAAUGCUGGAGAAAUAGAAUCAAUAUAAAUAUGACAAAGAUUAUAAUUUUUGUAACUUUCUGUUUUUAAUUUCCUGUUUGAAUUAGAUUUUUGCAUUAAGAACUAGCUUAUUAAAGAUGAGGAACAAAUACACAUAUUAGCAUGUUUCUUACUUGAAGAGGGGGCAAAUAUUUUUUUUUUUUUGAAAAAAAACUGUAAAAGUUAUAAAUUACUUCUAAAAAUCUAUUUAAGGUAUGGCUUGUAAGAUGUCAUGUAUGCCAUUAAUGGCCUUGCAUUACAAUUCAGCCCCAAAACUGACAUGCUUGGUCAGUAUGAAUGAGUGUAGCCAUAUUACCUGUUAUGUCAUGAUUUCGUCACUGAUGAUAAUUGAUUGUACUACUGUAGGAUUUUGUGUUUUGGAAAUAUAGUCUUUGACUUUACUAAUUUUGGUCAGCUUUUAAAACUAUGAUUUUACUCGAGUAUGCAAACAGCAAGAUUAGUAAACAAGAAAUAGUGGGUAAGAUUUUAAUUUGUUCCAGCAUUUUCUCUAAUUAGGGAUAAUGUUUUAUUUUUUCCACUGCUUUAAUGUUUUCUCUGAUCCUUUAUUACAGAAUUAAGCACAUCUAGCUGGAAUGUAGUUAUUCUGAUACUAAUGCAGAACUAAAAAUAGGGAAUGUGAAACUUCAUAGUAAACAUUAGCUUGGUGCAUUGAAUUGAGAUUUUCAACUCUUUAAUAUUCUCAAUUCUCUAGAAGGAGGUAAGUUAAUUUUGGGGGUCUGACUUAACUUUAACAAAUAGAAUGGCCACCCUAGGGCUGUACUUGGAUAUACUGAAAACACUUUUUCUACUUGAGGGAGUUUCAAAACUACCAGAAAUCAGGUUUUAUUUAAUGGGGAGACAAAACAAAGAUUGUUAAGUUUCUCUGUUUGAUAGAGCUGAUAACUGAAAAUUAACUUACUUUGGAGAACAUUGGCAAGAAUAUUAGGAUGGUAAUUAGAAUAACAAUGUGCAACAAGCAGUGUGGUUUACAAGCUGAUUAUAGAAUUUAAGAAAAGAACUAAGACAAUUACAAAACAUUAAUCUUGCAAAAUCAGCAUGCUAGACUUCAAAGUUCUGUAUUAAAGUGUUAGGGGAAAGUAUAUUGGAUUCUUUAGUUGGUAGCAAUAUACAAAUUUAAAGACAUUAGUUGUAAACACUGGAAAACUCAGUUAUGACAUACCACAAUGCAUUUUAGUUUGUGUGUUAGUUAUAACUUUAAAAUGUCAGUGGCAGAUGAUUAAUUAACUGUGAAAAUGGUAAUCUUCUGAUUUUAC